Phaedon cochleariae (mustard beetle) is the source of this 1053-nucleotide messenger RNA. The record is from the annotation of a GenBank genome assembly. Lineage: Eukaryota; Metazoa; Arthropoda; Insecta; Coleoptera; Chrysomelidae.
AUGCGCCUAAAAUUGUUGAUGUGUGCUUUCGUCACAUUCUCCAUCUUAUGCAGCACCCUAGCCGAGGAAGAAGAAGACGCGAAACCUGCCGAAGAAUCUGCCCCACCCGCAGCUUCCGCCGACAACACCCGUUCGCUAGCACUCAUCAAAGGAAAACACUGCAUGCGCAAGAACCCAUUCUACGCCUCGCUGCGCAAACCCAUACAAAACCAGUUCUGCGCAGGCACAGUCAUCACCCCCAACUGGCUGAUGACAGCUUGUCGCUGCAUCAUCAACACCGCCGGCCAGAUCUUGUACAGCGUCGUGGACCUCGCCAACUAUAUCCUCGGAGAGUCCCCCAUGAAUGACGGUUCAUCCGCCUAUCCUCCUAACUACCCCCCUGGAUUCGGACCGGGGUUCCCUGCUGUUUAUCCGGGGGGGUCUCCCUACCCGAUGGUUGAUGGCACCGGACCUUAUGGCGUGGAUAAAAGAGAGUUGCAAAAUCUGCCCAAGGACGACCUGUGGUGCCAUUGGGCGCAGAUAAUCAAGAUACACGGUCAUCCUUCGUUCGACAAGCGUUCUGGCCAGAACGAUAUCGCCCUACUGAGGAUGGACUCACCGCUGAAGAAGGGCAGGUUCUUGAGACUGCCACCGAAGCCGUUUGCUGGCGAUCUGCUGAGGUCGGCGCCUGCUUGUGGUGGCGACCGCAAGAUGGUGUCUUGGUUCGGUGAUGAAAGCGGCAAAAGGGUAGCUCAUACGCACGUUGAUGAUUGCAAACGUGCCUAUAGGAGCAGGAAGUUUGGGAAGUCUCUUAUGUGUACCCAAACUCUCGGAGAGAAUUCCUGUAAUUAUGAGAACGGAGCUCCGCUGGUUUGCGGGAAUACCGCCUACGCUAUCGUCAGUUUGGGGUCUGAGUGUAACGGUAGUACUCCGGGGGUGUUUACUAGAGUCGAUCAGCAUCUGCAAUUCAUCAGAGGGGUGAUGACUCCUCGUAGCGCUAGUGGAUCCGUGAAAAUUCUUGUGAGCGAAGCUGUCCUGAUUGUCUCUUUGUUGUUUCGGCAUCUGUCAAUUUGA